Molecule: messenger RNA, 1438 nt
Organism: Mizuhopecten yessoensis (Yesso scallop)
Lineage: Eukaryota; Metazoa; Mollusca; Bivalvia; Pectinida; Pectinidae
Exons: 3
Coding region: 531-944 (137 amino acids)
Source: RefSeq, a predicted model, not a curated record
ACUUCGGUACACCGUGUUAAGGCUUCUCCUGGCUUGUCAGGACCUCGGAGCGGAUGGCUGAGCCUCUAUACCGUCUCACUUCAUAAUCAAAGAGAUUUUUUCCAAUGGAAAAUAUUUAAGAAAAAAUUGAAGGGGAAAAGAAGAAAAGGUCUGUCGCAAGGAGGAAAUAGGUAAUGCGAUAGCUGUCCGCGCGAUAAAGCAACAUGGCAUCCGCGUACACUGACGACGAAUCGAUGAACUGGGAGGGAUUGGACUUUGUAUACCGUUUUAAACUAUAUACAUGCUUAAUUUAAUCCUAAAUAAACCGAGUGCGCUCUGUGGUGAACCUACCCGUGUUUGAUAGCGGAGUACCCGGGUUAAGGCCUGUAGUUAUACCAGACCUAUGUGUUGGGUCGGAGGAGGGCCAUAUGUACGAUAGUCUCGCUUGGAUUGUUAAACACUUUCUCCGUCAGGAGGGUGCCGCCAAACGUCGAUUCUCCCUACCCAUACACGUAAAACCACGACACUCAGUCAGAUAGGCUCCGCCAGGCAUGUUCAGAAGCUGGUAUAAGCCAAAAUAUGUUGUCGUCAAUCAGUUAUUUCCUCCCUGUCAUGCUUGCACAGGAUAUUUCAUUGUCGUUUUCAGAAGAUCUGUGGCAAGAAUCGAGAGAACAGAUGCAGAAACAAGGACAGAAAAUACUGACAGAGGAAAAGAGGCGUGCUUACAGCCUGCUAUCUGGGCGCACACACCUGGUAACGGUCAGAUUUCUAUUAGAGCAUUCGAGUGGAACUACGAGGCGGAAGUGGAUAGACAACUUACCGGAUACAAAGAAUUACUAUACAAGAAGAAUUCCGAAAAUAUAUUUGUAAUAGAAGGAUCUUGUGUAUUACCAGGAGAAAGAAGAAAGAAGAAGGAUUCCGAAGAAGACGGCCCUAGUUUUGUCUUUGGUUAUCUAGCUGUAUGAUUGUAUCUGAUAUAUCAUAAAGCUAGGUUACCAAAGGCAAAAAUGGUGGUCCAAUCCUGCUUACUCAUCGAUUGCUCUGGACCAGCAAAUAUUUUCUCAUUAUCGUGACUUUUCAUCACCAAUACUGGCUUUUCUGUCAAUACUAUAUUACACGAUUUCUCUUAAUAUUUUUUCUUGGUUAAGAUUGGUUUGCAACUAAUUCGUAGUCUUCUCGGACUUAUGCUAUAUAUUGUUUAUGUGUCUUUUCAGUUUAACGGGUGUGAACCCUGCUUUACAAUAUGUAAAUUUAUAAUAUAAUGAUAAUACUUUUAGACAAUUAUUUAUUUAUCGUUAUUUGAUCCUUAUCUAUAGCUGUGAUUUACUCGUAGGCUAAAUUGUUAUUCACCUCUUAAUUGCUUCACCUGUUGAAGGUAAGUAUUGAUUUCAUGAAUGUAUUGAUUGUAAUAUGCACUUGGUCUAAAAUUGGACACUGAAUCUCAAUAAAAUUUGUCAUU